Menidia menidia (Atlantic silverside) is the source of this 411-nucleotide messenger RNA. The record is from the annotation of a GenBank genome assembly. Lineage: Eukaryota; Metazoa; Chordata; Actinopteri; Atheriniformes; Atherinopsidae.
AUGGCUGAUUUUGUUUUUGUGUACAGCACUGCUGCCGGAGGUGUGAUGGAUGUCAACACCGCUCUCCCUGAGGUGCUCAAGACCGCACUCAUUCACGAUGGCCUUGCCCGUGGUAUCCGUGAGGCUGCCAAAGCCCUGGACAAGCGUCAGGCCCAUCUCUGUGUCCUGGCUGCCAACUGUGACGAGCCCAUGUACGUCAAGCUGGUAGAGGCCCUCUGUGCCGAGCACCAGAUCAACCUGAUCAAGGUUGAUGAUAACAAGAAGCUCGGGGAGUGGGUCGGACUGUGCAAAAUCGACCGUGAGGGAAAACCCCGCAAGGUGGUUGGCUGCAGUUGUGUUGUUGUCAAGGAUUAUGGCAAAGAGUCUCAGGCCAAGGAUGUGAUUGAGGAAUACUUCAAAGCCAAGAAAUGA